AGAGUUCUUACCAUGUGCGUAACAAUCGGGAAGCUGUUUGGGCUAAUAGAAUAUGUGACAAGAGGAUGCUAAAUCCAGGGCGGCUCCAAAUAAAUCAGAUUAUUCAACCAAAAGGAUUGUGACGUCAAGGUUUUAAACGGCGGGUUGCGCCCAAUACAGGUGGCUACCGCUGAGCAGCGGAAGAGCAAGACGAGAACACGCAACGGGCGGUGACCUUUCGCCGCCUGAGGAGAUGUGAAGAGGACGGCUCCGGUGAUGUGACCCUAGCUGUGGAGAAACUCUGCUUCCGCACGUCUCUACUAUCAUGUCCUCGGGUCUCAGGAUUCCAGAUGAUGAGAAGGGCCAUGAUCUAAAUAUGUUUUGCAUACCUAAACAUUAUGAAGAUGACUUAGAAAGGGUUUUCAUUCCUCAUGGACUUAUUAUGGACAGGUAGGCAUUGUAAACGAACUGAGCGUUUGGCCAGAGAUAUCAUGCAGGAUAUGGGUGGGCAUCACAUUGUGGCUCUUUGUGUACUGAAAGGAGGCUAUAAAUUCUUUGCAGACCUGCUAGAUUACAUCAAGGCACUCAAUCAAAACCGUGACACUUCGGUGCCAUUGACUGUGGAUUUCAUUAGGCUAAAAAGCUACCAUAGUGAAGAGUCUACAAACAAGGUUGCUGUUAUUGGCGCUGAGGAGCUGUGCAGUCUGAGCAAAAAGAAUGUACUUAUAGUUGAGGACAUUGUGGAAACAGGUAGAACUAUGAUGACGCUACUACCUUUAUUAGAAGCACACAAUCCCAAGAUGGUGAAAGUUGUAAGUCUUCUUGUAAAAAGGACACCAAAGAGCUUGGGAUAUAAACCAGACUACAUUGGUUUUGAAAUCCCUGAUAAAUUUCUGGUGGGAUAUGCUUUGGAUUACAAUGAAUAUUUCAGAGAUCUCAGUCAUAUCUGUGUGUUAAAUGAAAAUGCAAGGCAGAAAUACAAAGCUUAGAACAAAGCUUGCUGACAUUCUCAAUGGGUGACACUACCAUGUCAAAAACUGGCCUGUUACAAAAGCCAAAGGCACCUGGGAAAACAGCCCUAAUGUUAGUUAACCGGAUUAAUGUUUGUUUUAUUACUCAAUUUCUUUAUAAAGAAGAUCUGAAUGUUUACGUUUAAUAUAAAUGUUAAAUGAAAAGAUUGUUACACUGAAACAGCUGAGGCAAUAUUUUUGGUAACUAACUCUGUUAGCAACCAAUACAGUAUGUAAACAUAUUUUUUAUUUAUAUAUAGCAGAUGAGAUAAAAAUAGUUUGUUGCUAAAGAGUGCAAUAAGCUCUUAUGCCAGAGUAGCAUGUAAGAAAUUAAUUUCAAAUAUAUUUUCAACCAAAUUUUUUUUUUUUUAUUUUGUGUGUAAAGUCCUAGAUAUGGUUGUGUUUUAUUAGUUAUCAUAAGUGCCUUUUGAGCAUAAAUUAUUUAUUCUUGCAUCAAAGAAUACCAAACUCUCUUUGCAUUAACUGUGUUAUCAAAUUGAUAUCCUUUAUUGUCCAAUACAGAACAAGAAUGACUACAUGAAAUUGCUGUAAUAAGAUAUUGCUUAUAAUUGUGUCUUAAUGCGCAAUCUGUGAAGAUGAUCUGGAAAGUUCAAUAAUGUAAUACAAAAAAAAGUUUAUUUGUAACUUUCAAGAGCUGGGACAUUCUGCCCAACCUGCGAUUACCAAAUGUAUGUAGCAUCUUGUCCAAACUGGUGUAGAUAAGUUGGCAAAGCCCAUUUUAUUUCUUCUAUAAAUGGUUUAUAUUUAUCACUAUGUUUCAUAUAUUUGUUACAUAUAUACUGUAAGUAAGUAUAUUAGAAAUAGUAGAUUCUAUUCUAUUUUCUGGUAUUCAAACUUUUUUUAAAUAAAAAAAAUAUGCCAUGUUCUGUAAA
This is a messenger RNA of Erpetoichthys calabaricus (reedfish), 1882 nucleotides long. RefSeq names its product hypoxanthine phosphoribosyltransferase 1, like (gene hprt1l). Gene Ontology annotation, molecular function: magnesium ion binding; hypoxanthine phosphoribosyltransferase activity. The record is from RefSeq and is a predicted model, not a curated record. Lineage: Eukaryota; Metazoa; Chordata; Cladistia; Polypteriformes; Polypteridae. Bases 411 to 968 code for a protein of 185 amino acids. Gene Ontology annotation, biological process: hypoxanthine metabolic process; purine ribonucleoside salvage; GMP salvage. The transcript has 9 exons.